Molecule: messenger RNA, 618 nt
Organism: Coprinopsis cinerea okayama7#130
Lineage: Eukaryota; Fungi; Basidiomycota; Agaricomycetes; Agaricales; Psathyrellaceae
Exons: 4
Coding region: 1-618 (205 amino acids)
Source: RefSeq, a predicted model, not a curated record
AUGUCGGCCGACCCCCAGCGCUCAAUGACCAUUCGGAUAACCAGCAACGGUAAAAUCAAGACCUGGGUCAGCCUCGCUCUGGCCCAUCUAGAGAAAGCAGGAGAUAUUCCAUUGGUUCUGCAUACCUUGCCAGCAAAGGACGCGGAAAAUGUAAAGACGGGGGCGUCACCGAAGAUGCCACCGUCAGUAACGACGGUUCCAAGGCUCUUGACUGUCGUUGAGAUCAUCAAACGCGAGUUUCUUAAACGGUUGGCGGAGAAGCGGUCGGUCAGGUUGAAAGGCCUGCACCAAUACAACGAGAUUGGGAUCCUGGAGGACUUGGAGCGGGAGGAAGAUGAUGCUAUGGCUGUAGAGGGAGAAGAGGUAUCCACAGCAGAGAAAGAGAAGAAACGAGCGGAGAAGAUUGUGCAGAUGCUGUCUGGCACAAAUCAUGUCAAGCUGGUGCAAACACCGUACAUGAGGGUCACAUUGUCCCUGUAUGAGUUACCCGCCUCGUUGGUCAAAGGCGCAACAUACCAGCCGCCCAAGUCGCGCAAGUUGUCCAAAUCCGCGAAAGCAAGGGCAAAAAAGCGAGAGAAGAAACUUCAGGAAGCGAGUGCCCCAUCCGAGAACGCGUAA